Messenger RNA from Purpureocillium lilacinum, 4155 nucleotides. RefSeq names its product SPT3 Dosage dependent suppressor of Ty-induced promoter mutations-like protein. The record is from RefSeq and is a predicted model, not a curated record. Gene Ontology annotation, molecular function: protein binding. NCBI's taxonomy places the organism in Eukaryota, Fungi, Ascomycota, Sordariomycetes, Hypocreales, Ophiocordycipitaceae.
AUGCCCAGUGGCGACUUCCACGACUACGACGAUGAGUUCGGCGCCUCGAACCUCUUCGACUUUUCCAACAGCCCAGACACCCUGCAGAGUCUGGAGACGAUAGGGACCAACGAGAGCAAGAACUUCCUCAACCCGCAGGAGCUGACGGCCUCCGCGCCCGACGCCCUCCCCGACUCGCCCAACGAGUCGUACCACGACUCCUCAUCCGAGUCGGCUUCCUCCACCAAGAGGGCCGGCAGCUCCGCGUCCGCCAAGACGCCGGCGACGACCGCCGACACGGCCAUGGAGGAUGGCAAGGACGUCAAGAUGGAGUGGGCCAACCCCAACUACAGCGCGUUUGACGACGAGGACAAUGCCUUUGCCUUUGGCCGCGAGGCAGACCCCUCCGUCAUGAUGGACGCCAUGUACGGCUUCGGUGAACACGACGACACAUUUAUGGAUCGCUCCUUCGACUUCGAAGGCGCCUCGAGCAGUCCUGAAGCUGCGGUCGGUUCUCAGAUCAACAUGCCGUCACCGGGCAUGCCCACCAUCAAGACUACAAGCCCUAAGAAGACCGCACAGCCCAACCGGGCGAAGGCGCCGAAUCACAAGAAGCAGCCAUCGCAAUACUCGAUGGCCUCGUCCGUCAACGGCGCCAAGACGGCCGGCUCGAGAGAGGUCUCGCCUAUGUCGGCCAUGGUGACCAGUCACAAUUCCUCCCCCGCAAAUACCUUCUUCAACUCCCCGUCUCCUGGUGCGGGUCACGAUUUUAAUAAGGCCAUGAACGGCAACGCCAUGUGGCCGAACCGACUGGACAUGGCUGCGCACGCGAACGGGCGGCCUGUCCCCGUUCCGUUUGGAGGCCCGGUGCCGAUGCCACAGCAGCAGGCUGCCAUGUACAACGCGGCGCCGUUCAACUUCACUGGAGGCUACGAGCUGAGGAUCAUGCCAACGCCGCUCAAGUCGCGUGUGGAGACCCAAAUUCCCAUCAAGAUGACGCUGUCGCCAUUGCCUCCGGGGGUUACAAAGCUGCAUCUCCCAGCCCAUACGAUAUCCAAGCCGAAGCUCCUGGCGAAGCCAGCGCCCGAAAGGUCACCCGAUACGCUGGAACUGCACGUCACUUUGGUUUGCACGAGCGCCAUGGAGCAGCCGGGAAUGAAGCAAAAGGCCCUGGACAGAGCCUGCAAGCUGCCGCAGCGUCAUUUGCCCGACCUGGACGACGAGAACUCGCCACAAAACGGCGGCGACGUCCGCAUUUGCCAGGGAUGCAUCACCCGAGAACGAAAGAGAGCCGCGCGGAAGAAGAUCAAGAAGCCGGACGAAGAGAAGCUCUGGGGCCUUGACGAGGAACGCCGCGUCAUCGUCUUCAAUACACAGGAGGUGAAGGAGUGGCAGCCCCUGAGCGGCGUUAUGGACCCGAACGGGCGGCCGGAGACGGUGGCAUCUAAUCUCGCGAUGCAGAUUGACGCACCGAUGCGCAUCGCGUGCUACUGCCGCCACCAUAACGAGAAGAUGGGUUUCAACGUCAUCUUCACCAUCAAGGACUUCCAGGACCGCGUCAUCGCGCAGGCAAUGUCUAACCCAAUCAUGAUCACGGAUGACCACAAGACUCAUCCCAUGACCCAAGCUUCCUCGCAGCCCGCCAUGUCUGAAGCCGUCACAUCCUCGACGGCGGCUCAGGACCCCGCCACGAGCAGCCUCGGGCCGCCUGCGCAAAAUGGCUAUCACAUGUCGCCAUCUGCCAGCGACCAUCACGCGGGCCAGCGCAACGGUCAAUCCCCAUCAUAUGCCGCCUCAACUUCGGGCAAGACCACGCCGACGAUGAGCGCCGCGACGGCGCCGACCCGAACAAUGUCCAGGCCGCCGUCCCCAAGCCAAGGCGGGCCGCUGGCGAAGAAGAGGAAGUCGAGUGGAAGCGGAACGCGCGUGCCUAACGGUUUGACGAUGACGAGACUGGAAACGUCCCCGCCCCCGGGUUCUCAGACUACCAGCGCCCAGUUGUCGACGGCCACGUCUCCCUUCUCGCCGAACCCCGCUGCUUUCUCGCAGAUGGAGCAGAUGUUUGGGCAACAGCCGUUUGCCAAUGGGCCACCGACACCCGGUAGCAGCGACCAGGUCCCGUUCUUCGCCAACAACAGGUCCGCUAGCAUGGAUAACCUGGCAAUGGCCCAGCUGUACUCUGCACCGACGUCGAGCCACCCCAGUCGAGCCCCGAGCCCCAACGGCCUACGCAAUGGCGUCAACAUCCCCCAGAACCAGUUUGCGCAGUCGCUGAGCAGCAGCCUCUUCGCCCUGCCGAUGGGUGUCAAUCAGGCCCGGCCGCCUCCCAUGAUCCACAAGAUCAUUCCGAACGAGGGCCCCAAGAUGGGCGGCAUCGAAGUCACCGUGCUGGGGCAAGGGUUCUUCCAAGGGCUGGAGGUCUGGUUCGGUGAUCAAAAAGCCACUACGACGACUUACUGGGGCGAUUCGUCCCUUGUCUGUCUGUUGCCUCCCUCUCCCGUGGCUGGAGCAGUGGCGGUCACCUUCAAGCACCAAGGUGUCCCAGGGGCUCAGAGCUUUCCUAUGGGCAAGGAGCCGCCCAUCUUCAAGUACAUUGACGACAACGAGGACAAGCUUAUCAGAACGGCGCUGUCUGUGCUAGGCCACAAGAUGUCUGGUCAGAUGGUCGAUGUUAGCGACUUGGCACGACGGAUCCUCAACGACGGCAGCUCGACGUGGGCCGCCGGGCCAUCGGGUGGACAGACAAGUGGCGGACCCGGAUUCAACCAUGCGGCUUCCCACGAGCACCUCGAGUCCCAGCUGCUCAAGGUCCUCGACUUGAUUGAUCUCGACGACAGCACUCACAAGACCCGGCUGGACUUGAAGAGGCCAACUGGGCACACGAUGCUGCACCUGGCGUGCUCGCUCGGCUACCACCGUUUUGUUGCGGCGCUUCUCGCCCGAGGAGCGAACCCUGACGCUCGUGACAAGGGCGGCUUCACGCCGCUGCAUGUGGCUGCGAUCAAUAACCACCCCGAGAUUGUGAGGCGGCUGAUGCUUGUCGGGGCCGAUCCGACCAUCCGAAGCCUGUCCAGUCUCACGGCUGCCGACGUCGCGCAGUCGCGGCAGGUGCUGCGUGCCAUUCGCCAGUCUGAGCGCCAUGCCCGAUCAUUUAGCGGCGGCUCUCUGCACAGCCGAACCAGCAGCGCCACCUCAUUGCGCUCGCUCUGGGAGCCGAUGACCAGAGCCCACACCCACGACGAGCCUAUCGCUGUCGACGGCGGCGAGGAGAGCCCCGAGUACACGUCUGGCGACUUUGAAGACGAAGACCCCGACGAGGACUUGUACAUGCACAUGCGACGACAGAGCCGGGUGAGAGGCGAUGUGGACAGCACCGACCAUCUUGGGGACGAUUCGGACGAGGAGAUUCGUGGCCCUGGGUCGCCGACGACGCAGUUCGCGGCCUUGAAGGACCAACUUCAGCAGCAAUUCCACCAACUCCAGCAGUCGAUGGCGUUGCAUCUCCAAAGUCUACCCCAGAUGCCGCAGAUCCCGACGUUCCCUGGCAUGCCCCUACUGCCCGACUAUCAGGCGUACCUUCAGCAGGCUCCAUUCAUGCGUCGCAUGCAGCAGCUCAUGCCUGGCGGUUCCGGGGCUCGCCCAGAUUCGCAGGACGGCGGAAAUCCCAAGAUGGACAGUCGCUGGUGGGACCUCAGCUCCUACAUGCAGAACGGCGCUCAAGCACCUCCCGCCUACGAGGAGAUCUUUGGGCGGCAGGAUUCCGACACGAAGCAGGAGUCUGCGAUCCGCGCUGCCGCCGAUGCAGAGGCAGACAUCAAGUGCACGAGCCUGUACGAUCAGCCAUCUACGUCUGCGGCUGCCGAAGCGAGGACGAUCACGCGAGCUACAUCGCCCGGGAUCUUGAAGAUUGGACGCAAGAACGCCAUCACGAAAGAGCAACAAGAACAGUUCCUAGCGGCGCAUGAAAAGAAGCUGAAGAAUCUCAGCAGUGACCGGAACUUGUUCUUUAUCUGGAUACCGCUACUUUUGGUCAUGGUUUGCGCCAUGCUUUACAGCUAUUUCCCUUCGCUCUUCCCCUUCCUGUGGUCGUCUGCGCGCGCGCUGGUCCAGGUCGGGCAGACGCAGGUCGCGCGACUGGUCCCACAAGGGACGAGAGCGCCACCAGUUGAGGUAUAA